This is a messenger RNA of Brassica oleracea var. oleracea, 1942 nucleotides long. RefSeq names its product probable mitochondrial-processing peptidase subunit beta. Lineage: Eukaryota; Viridiplantae; Streptophyta; Magnoliopsida; Brassicales; Brassicaceae. Gene Ontology annotation, biological process: proteolysis. The transcript is spliced from 9 exons. Gene Ontology annotation, cellular component: mitochondrion. Gene Ontology annotation, molecular function: metal ion binding; metalloendopeptidase activity. Bases 79 to 1668 code for a protein of 529 amino acids. The record is from RefSeq and is a predicted model, not a curated record.
ACUAGUUCGCAUCUCGAGUCUUGUCUCAUCAAACCCUAGAGAGAAAGAGAAAGAGAGAGAGAGAGAGAGAUAGCAGCAAUGGCGAUGAAGAACCUAUUGACCUCCGCCCUCCGGUCUCAGAGGCGUCUCGCCCUUAACCGAGCCGCACGAGCUUUGUCCUCCGUUUCAGCUCUCGAUUCGGCUUCUCUGACGUCUCACUCCCCCUCGCCGCCGACGCCGAUUCUCAUGCCCUACGACCACGCCGCCGAGAUCACCAAGGAGAAGCUCAAGAGGCUGGAGAAUCCAGAUCAGAGAUUCCUCAAAUACGCAUCUCCUCAUCCAAUCCUCGCCUCCCACAACCACAUCUUGUCCGCCCCGGAGACACGCGUCACCACCUUGCCCAACGGUCUGCGAGUCGCCACCGAAUCCAACCUCUCCGCGAAGACCGCCACCGUCGGGGUAUGGAUCGACGCUGGAUCGAGGUUCGAGUCCGAUGAGACGAACGGGACGGCUCAUUUUCUGGAGCAUAUGAUAUUCAAAGGCACGGAGAGGCGCACGGUGAGGGCGUUGGAGGAGGAGAUCGAGGAUAUUGGUGGUCAUUUGAAUGCGUAUACGUCGAGGGAACAGACUACUUACUAUGCCAAGGUGAUGGAUUCGGAUGUGAACCAGGCUUUGGAUGUGUUGGCUGAUAUCUUGCAGAACUCUAAGUUCGAGGAGCAGAGGAUUAACCGGGAGAGAGAUGUCAUCCUCAGGGAAAUGCAAGAGGUGGAGGGACAAACUGAUGAAGUUGUUCUUGACCAUCUACAUGCCACUGCGUUCCAAUACACACCUCUUGGAAGAACUAUUCUUGGACCUGCUCAGAAUAUCAAGUCUAUCACCAGAAAUGAUCUUCAGAACUACAUCAAGACUCACUACACAGCUUCCAGGAUGGUGAUUGCUGCGGCAGGAGCUGUCAAGCAUGAGGAAGUUGUUGAGCAAGUGAAGAAGCUAUUUAACAAGUUGUCAUCUGAUCCGACUACUACUACUCAACUAGUUGCCAAAGAACCUGCUAGUUUCACGGGUUCUGAGGUUCGAAUGAUUGAUGACGAUCUACCCCUUGCACAAUUUGCUGUGGCCUUCGAAGGAGCUUCUUGGACAGAUCCAGAUUCCGUUGCUCUUAUGGUUAUGCAAACCAUGUUGGGUUCUUGGAACAAAAACGUUGGUGGUGGCAAGCACAUGGGGUCUGCCCUGACCCAGGGGGUUGCCGUUAAUGAAAUAGCGGAAAGCAUAAUGGCAUUCAACACCAACUACAAGGAUACUGGACUUUUCGGCGUGUACGCAGUUGCUAAGGCUGAUUGCUUAGAUGAUUUAUCAUAUGCGAUUAUGCAUGAGGUAACCAAGUUGGCCUUCCGAGUUUCAGACGAUGAUGUGACACGUGCGCGCAAUCAGCUGAAAUCAUCGCUAUUACUUCACAUGGAUGGAACUAGUCCAAUUGCUGAAGAUAUUGGUCGUCAGCUGCUGACAUAUGGGAGAAGAAUCCCAACGGCUGAACUCUUUGCAAGGAUCGAUGCUGUUGACGCCAGCACGGUAAAACGUGUUGCCAACAAGUAUAUCUAUGACAAGGACAUUGCAAUCUCAGCUAUUGGUCCGAUCCAAGAUUUGCCAGACUACAACAAGUUCAGACGCGGAACCUACUGGAACCGUUACUAAGCCUCUGAAAUAACGCUCACAGAACGUCCACAGGGAGAGCAUGUUAAGGUGGGGCGAUGGAUUCAUUAUUUUUGAGUUUUAUUUUGCUGUAAUCUUGCAUAAUUUUCAAUCGUUGCUGGUAAAAAUAAAUAUACCAUUUACUCUAUUUAUCCGGCUACAGGAUGCUAGAGAUCCUAUGUUUUAUUGCUUUUUACUUCUCAAUAAUUUUGCCAUACAUACUAAGUUGUUGGAUGUUGUUUGAAAACCUCGAAUGGAAUCAUUACUUUCAUCUGUA